AUGAGUGCAUUGAAGAAGACGGCGAGUGUUUCAUCGUUACCUCAAGAAAUUUUCAUGGAGAUCCUCUCCAAGCUUCCUGCUAAAACCCUAGUACGAUUCAGGUGCGUUUCUAAAUUCUUUUGCGCUCUCAUAGCUGACCAUGGCUUUGGCGUUUUGCAUCGUAGCUUGUCCUUGACCCUUCCCGGUAGGGCGGGCUUUCUCAUCUCGAUCGAGGUUCGAACACGCCACGCCGCCCCUCCCCGUCGUGCAUAUUACACCCUAAAUUUCAGCGAACAUGAAAACCUCCAAGCCAACCGUGUCGGCUUCCUGGACGCUCAACCCUUUCUACUCUCCUCUCCCUCGGACGGCCUGAUUUGUGUGUCCAAACCCAAUGGAGACGUCGCCGUUUGCAACGUUAGUACGAGACAACGUAUUUUCCUUCCAAGAUUAAACCAAUACCGAGAAGGUUGUGUACCACUGUUGGGGUACGAUUCACAAUCUAAAAGAUACAAGGUUUUGAUGUCAGUCAAGAUAGUUGAUCAAGAGAGCGGCCUGAGGGGCAAACUCAUCUGCUACGAGUAUAAGCAUUGA
Molecule: messenger RNA, 570 nt
Organism: Ipomoea triloba (trilobed morning glory)
Lineage: Eukaryota; Viridiplantae; Streptophyta; Magnoliopsida; Solanales; Convolvulaceae
Product: putative F-box protein At5g44220
Exons: 1
Coding region: 1-570 (189 amino acids)
Molecular function (GO): protein binding
Source: RefSeq, a predicted model, not a curated record